This is a messenger RNA of Entelurus aequoreus (snake pipefish), 5419 nucleotides long. RefSeq lists its product as uncharacterized. Gene Ontology annotation, molecular function: nucleic acid binding. The transcript is spliced from 2 exons. Bases 3297 to 4490 code for a protein of 397 amino acids. NCBI's taxonomy places the organism in Eukaryota, Metazoa, Chordata, Actinopteri, Syngnathiformes, Syngnathidae. The record is from RefSeq and is a predicted model, not a curated record.
CACUUCCGGGUAUCUUUUUUUUCUUCUGUCAGAGCGCGACAUUUUGAAAGUGACGGAAGGCGGAAGUAAACCAAGAGCGGUGGCUGAACACGUGAGAGUAUCCAAAUCUUCUUGACGGUUGUGCAUAAACUGUUUUGUGACUGGAUCGAGAUGGAAGGGGAUAGUGACGGGAUGUAUGAGGAAGGUAUGGACGUGGAUAGGACUAGAGGGGAGAAAGGAAAGAAGGGGAGCGGAGGGCAUGAAGGAAAGUCGAGUGCUAAAAGAGCCCAUGAAGAAGAUGAAGAAGUAGAAAAAAGGAAAAAGACUAUGGAAGAUAAUUAUAGGAUUAUAUAUACAUUUAAAUCAAGUCAAGACAUGAAUGACAUAAGUUUAAUGACACUGGUUUAGGGGUUAAAGAAGGACAUCGGAGAGGUGGAGAUAGCGAAGGUGCUUAGGGACGGGCGACUUUUGAUUAAAUGCAAAAAUGGAGAGCAAAAAGGUAAAGCAAUGCGGUUGCAAAAACUGUGCAAUAAGAUAAUAAAGGAAAAAAAUCGAAGUGGGAGAACGAAAGGGGGCAAGAGGAGUAGUGACAGGAAUUCCAAGAGGUGAAAAUUUAGAAGAAUUGAAAAGACAAAUAAAAGGGGGAACUGUCAAGAUGUUGACAAGAAUGAUGGCAUAUAGAAAUGGAGAAAAGAUGGAGAGUGAAUCAGUAUUAGUACAGUUUGUCGAGGAAGUCCUCCCACAGAGAAUCAUGAUUGGGUUUUUAAGCUUUUAUGUUAGAGCUUACGUCCCACCCCCAGUACGCUGCUUCAAGUGCCAACGCUAUGGGCACAUAGCCAGUGUGUGUCAUGCUAAGUUGAGAUGUGGAAGGUGUGGAGGGGAGCAUGAAUAUGGACAAUGUGGAGAUAAUGAUCUGGUCAAAUGUUGUAACUGUGGCGGGAAUCACACAGCAGCGUAUGGGGGAUGUGUCAUUAGGAAACAGGCAACAGAAGUACAGCAAAUCAGAGUAGAAAGAAAUAUUACAUACGCAGAGGCAGUUAAAGUAAGAAAUCAAGAAAGUGCAGAACAAGAUAGAAGUGAGAAUAGUUCAGAACGAGACAGAAGUGGCAAUAGUUCAAGUAAUAAAAAACGAGAGGCAACAAAUACAGGACUUUCUAUGGACCAGCUAGUUGUGUUCCUGGCAUAUGUCAUAAACUGCACAGAUCAGGCAAGAAAUAAAACUGAGAAGAUCAAAAUAAUUGUCAAAGCAGCAGCACAGUUCUUAAAUUUAAAAGAACUAUCUUGGGAACAGGUACAAGGUGAACUACAGAGAGUAGACGAGACAGAGUCAUGUUACCACAAUCCAACGCCAUGUUAAUUAUUCAGUGGAAUGCCAGAAGUUUAGUAGCAAACGGACAGGAACUAAAGGGAUAUAUUAAUAAUAUGAAAAAUAAACCACAUAUAAUAUGUAUUCAAGAAACCUGGCUGAAGCCAAAAUUGAGCUUUAGAAUAAAAGGAUAUGUAACAAUACGUAAAGAUAGGAAUGAUGGGCAAGGAGGAGGAUGUGCCAUAUUAAAGAAGACAUGCAUUAUACAAUAUUAAAAGAAAAACAAGAACUAGAAAUAGUAGGGGUAGAAGUAUGGAAUAAUAAAGAAAGAUACAAAGUGCUAAACUUCUAUAAUCCGUGCAAGAAAUUACAAAUCCAUCAACUAGAAAAAAUAGUCGAGCACUGGAGUGGCAAUAUCAUUUGGUGUGGUGACUUUAAUGCACAUAGUACAAUGUGGGGUGAAAGGGAUGACUGGAAUGGGGAAACAUUGGAAGCAUUUUUGGAGGAAAAAGAACUGGUGUGUGUGUGAAUGAUGGGUCUGGAACAAGAUUAGAUGUAGUUACGGGUAAAGAAACAGCAAUAGAUUUAACACUGGUGUCACAAGGGUUAGCAGGAAAGGUAGAGUGGGAAGUAAAUAAAGACAGCACUAUAGGAAGUAAUCACUACCCAAUCUUCUAUCACAUAAACAUAAACCAAAGGACAGAAAGCACUAAAAAAGAAGGAAGAUGGAAGUAUAAUCACGGUGAUUGGGGACAAUUUAGGGAAAGUACCGACAUGACAUUAAAGGAAGUGGAUAUAAAUCAAGAUAUUGAACAACUAAAUACAGAUAUUACAAAGUGCAUAAUAGAAGCAGCCAAAAAAAAGCAUACCAAGGAGUAGUAUAGGGAAAAGAAGGAAGAUAGUGCCGUGGUGGACACAAGCGUGCACAGACUCAAUAAAAGAACGGAAUAGAGCAUUUAGAAUAUUGAGAAGAACACAUAAUUUCCAAGAUAUGAUCCAAUAUAAAAGGCACCAAGCUAAAGUAAGGUACGUUAUUAAAAAGACAAAAAAACACUAUUGGAGAACGUUUUGUGAAUCAUUAAAUAGAACUACUCCUUUAGGCCAAGUGUGGGGAAUGAUCAAGAAAAUGUCAGGGAUCAGAAGUGAACAUAAAAAUCAUGUGAUGAAAGAUGGGACACGGUGUGUGGUAGAAAAUAAAGAAAAAGCAGAAGUUUUAGCAAAGACAUUUGUUAAAGUGCACAGUAAUGAUAAUUUGAGAAAUGUAGAAAAACAAAAGAGAGAAGAAACAAUUAGUUUAAAUAUUGGGGAAAUGGUGGAAGACAAUGAUAAUAGUUUAACCUACACUAUAGAUAUGAAAUUUUCUUUGAAUGAAAUGGUUCGAAUAUUGAAAAAGGUUAAAAAUACAACACCAGGAAAAGACCAGGUGAGUUAUCAGAUGAUCAAAAACUUAAGCAGCAUUGGCAAAGAAGUGGUCUUGAAAUUAUAUAAUAGGAUAUAUGAAGAAGGGAAAUUACCAGCAGAGUGGAAAGAAGCUGUAAUAAUUCCGAUAUGCAAACCAGGGAAAGACCCGGAAGAGGCAGGUAAUUAUAGGGCGAUAGCAUUGACCUCAAAUUUGGGUAAAGUAAUGGAAAAAAUGAUUAAUGAAAGACUAGUGUAUUAUUUAGAGUCAAAAGAAAUAAUAAAAAACUACCAAAGUGGAUUUCGCAAAGCAAGAAACACAAACGACCCAGCAGUGCAGCUGGAAGAGGAAAUUAGAAAGGGACAAAUAAAUAAAGAAAGUAUAAUUGCAGUAUUUUUUGAUAUAGAGAAAGCUUAUGAUAUGUUGUGGAAACAGGGGUUGCUGAUCAAACUAAAUAUAAUUGGGAUUAGAGGGAAAAUGUAGAGAUGGAUAAAAGACUUCUUAACAAGUAGAAAAAUAUUAGUAAAAAUAGAGAAUGAAUACAGCAGAGUAUAUGAAGUGGAAAAUGGGACCCCGCAAGGGAGUAUAAUAAGUCCAGUAUUAUUUUCAAUAAUGAUAAAUGAAGUUUUUAGUGAAGUGGAAGGAUUAGUGGAUGUGGCACUGUUUGCUGACGAUGGAGUGAUGUGGAAGAGAGGUAGAAAUACUAAUCAUAUAGAAAAGAAGAUUCAAAAAGCGGUAAAUAAAGUUCAAGAAUGGGGAACGGCGUGGGGUUUAAGAUUCUCUGUUGGAAAGACAAAAGUCAUAAAUUUUACAAAGAGGAAAGUACAAAACAAGAUCCAAAUUAAACUCUAUGGAGAAAAUAUAGAAGAGGUACAAGUAUUUAAAUAUUUGGGUAUAUGGUUUGAUAAAAAUAUUAACUGGUCAACCCACAUCAGCAAAAUAGUGGAGAAAAGUAAAAAGGUGUUAAAUGUAAUGAGGGCUUUGAGGGGUAAAGACUGGGGGGCUGAUAGGCAGACAUUGAAAGCAAUAUACAUCAGUUUAAUACGAUCUGUUAUUGAUUAUGGAUGCAUUAUUUAUCAAUCUGCUGCAAAAACAUUACUUGGGAAAAUAGACAGGAUCCAAUCACAGGCUUUAAGAUUAUGUUGUGGAGCUACUAAAUCAACCCCAGUUGCAGCAUUACAAGUAGAGAUGAAUGAAAAACCUUUAGAUAUGAGGAGAGAUCAACUGUCAGUAGUUUAUUGGGCAAACUUAAAAGGGUCCAAGCAAGGACAUCCAACCCAUCAAGUACUAUUAAACUGCCAAGAAAAAGAGAAGAAAAAAAUGAAUAGUUUUGGGUGGAUAAUAGGAGACAGAUGUAAUAAAGUUCAAAUUGAUAAUAUUAAAGUUAGCCCUACAGUACCAAUCCCUGCAAUACCACCGUGGAUGUAUGAAAACCCAAAUGUAAACAUGCAAUUACUAAAGAAUAGAAAUUUAAAUAGUUACCAGAUAGAACAAUGGAUUGAGGAAACGUUUUUAGACAACAUCAUGGUGUACACAGAUGCAUCAAAAACUAUAAAUAAUAAGGUAGGAGCAGCAGCUGUUAUUCCACAAGGAAACAUAGUAUUAAAUAAAAGAAUUAGUGAUAAAUUAUCUGUUUUUACGGGAGAAUUGGUAGCAAUUUAUGUGGCAAUUAAUUGGAUAGAAGAAAAUAAAGCAAGAAAAGCAGUCGUGUGCUCGGACUCCAGCAGUGCAUUGACUAGCAUAAAAAACAUAGCGUCAGAAACAAGACAAGAUUUAGUUUAUGAAAUAGUUCAGGCAGUCUACUGAAUAAGUAAAGCGGGAGGUGUGGUAACAUUUCUUUGGGUUCCUGCUCAUGUAGGAGUUGAGGGGAACGAAUUAGCUGAUAAGUACGCAAAACAAGCAACCACUAAAACAGAAGUAAACAUGGAGAUUAAGCACAGUAAAGAAGAAGUGAAGAACAUCAUUAAGAUAGAACACAAUAAAAAGUGGCAGGAUAAUUGGAAUAAGGAAACAAAAAGUAGACAGUAUUACAAAGUCCAGAGGAGAGUAUGUGUAAUGAGAGGAGGCAAUAGAAAUAGGAAGGAAGAAGACAUUAUUACUAGAAUGAGAUUAGGACAUACAUAUCUAAAUAGUUCAUUGAAAUUGAUGGGGAAACAUGCUAAAGGACUGUGUGAUUCUUGCCAACAGAUAGAAAAUGUAAGACAUGUUUUAAUACAUUGUAGAAAAUAUAAUAGAGAAAGGGAAAUACUGGGAAAUAAGUUAGCGAAAGAGAAUAUUAGGUUAGCAGUGGAAGAUAUAUUAGGAUUGCACUCAGAACACACAGGUUAUAAAGCAAUACACACAUUUUUUUAAAAACACUGGGUUCAAUAAAAUAAUUUAGAGUAGGAAUCCACCUCGAUCCACACUCCAUUACAGUAGGUGGCGGUAAUGCUCACCACAAGGUUGCUUGCCAAACGCCAUAAAAUCACAAGAAGAAGAAGAAGAAGAACCAACGCUGGAACGUAGUCUCUGCUUGCAUAUUCCCUCCGUCGCCUUGGAAGUGAGCAGUGCGCCUCACUUCUCUGGACCCCUCUGGAUUCUGAUUUGCCUCCCUCGAUCCUCGACCCCCACUUUGGACUUGGACCUCUGGGCGCCCCUCUCAGCCCCACGGACCCCUGCUUGUUUCACGGACUCCCCUACCUGCCUCGCCCUACUGAACUGGUCACCUUCUCACUCAACACGCACUUACAACAACC